AUGGCCUCCGUGCGUCUUGGUUCGAGUGGGGGCGGUGCACACGUGGACAAGUUCACGCUGGGCCCCAACAGCUCUGCCAUGUUCCGGCGCUGCAAGACGGAAAUUUGCGGAGGCGGCCUCCGUGCCGAAGUCUACCAGCAGGACGCUGGGAGUUCGGUUCUGUUCCAGAACUGCUCGGCGGAUGAUACUGCCGGCUAUGGUGGCGGUGCGAGCGUGUAUGGCAACUUCAUGCAGGGCCCCCACAGCUCUGCUAUCUUCCGCAGCUGCAGCGCGGGUUUCCAAGGAGGCGGCCUCCGUGCCGAAGUCUACCAGCAGGACGCUGGGAGUUCGGUUCUGUUCCAGAACUGCUCGGCGGAGAAUUAUGGCGGCGGUGCGCACGUGUCUGGCUUCACGCAGGGCCCCCACAGCUCUGCUAUCUUCCGCAGCUGCAGCGCGGGUAACAAUGGAGGCGGCCUCCACGUCACAGGCAGCUACCAGCAGGACGUUGGGAGUUCGAUUCUGUUCCAGAACUGCUCGGCGGAGAGGGAUGGCGGUGGUGCGAGCGUGAAGACCUUCGCACAGGGCCCCAACAGCUCUGCCAUCUUCCGCAGCUGCAGGGCAGCACAGUGCGGAGGCGGCCUCCAUGCCAACGGCGGCUACCAGCAGGAAGCCGGGAGUUUGGUGCUCUUCGAGCACUGUUCGGCAGAAGGUGGGGGUGGCGGUGCAUGCGUGAAGGCCUCCAAACAGGGCCCCAACAGCUCUGCCAUCUUCCGCAGCUGCAGCGCUGCAGAGUUCGGAGGCGGCCUCUACGUCAAAGGCAGCUACCAGCAGGAAGCCGGGAGUUCGGCGCUGUUCCAGAACUGCUCGGCGGAUUGGGAAGGAGGUGGUGCUUACACAAGAAGCCUCGACGGCAACGGCUCAAUGCACUUCCAGACAUGCCGUGCAUACGCAGGUGGUGGCCUGCGAAUUCCACUGCUCCGCACAAUGCGCCACGGCGGUUCGCUCGCAUUCGAGGCGUGCAGUGCCAGCAGCAUCGGUGGUGGGCUUUACUCCAGUGCCGACCAAGGACGGUUUGCAAAGCUGCGUCUUGAUCGCUGCGAUGCUGACGUCGCUGCAGCUGCCUUCGCUGCCAUUGCAGGCGAUAGCACAGAAGCGGAAGUUCGAAUCGAGGAGCUUUCGCUGCUGAGUGGCAGCUCAAGCCAUGUCAGCGACUUCGCAAUUUCAGGCGAGUUGAAGCUCCGUGCCGUUGACUUGCACACCGUUCACCAGCAUACAGAGUCCAGCUUUGGCAUCUAUAUCGCGGCGCACGAUCUCGUUUUCGAACACGAGAUCGAUUGUACGAAGACCGCCACCUGCACGUUCUUGGCGAACGCCAGCCAAAGCGCUGGUUUCCAGUGCCCUUUGGGCACAGGUGUAGUGGACUUCAGGAACUCGGAGGAAUUUGGCUGCCUCGCAUGCAAGCCAGGGGACACACAGAUUUGGAACAUGACGAACAGGUCGUGCAGCAGGUGCCCGGAUGGGGCUCUUACAUGCCUGGCCGGCGAGAUGAAGAUGGAGCGUGGGCUCAUGGUGGAGCUUCAGGACAACCUUGCGAACCUUAGCCGCAGCUUCCAUUGCCCUAACGAGGCUGCCUGCCCCGGGGGCAACGUGUUCCAGGGGCGCAUCGAAACGGCCAUGUGCCAAGAGGGCUAUCGGGGUCCGGGCUGCACGAGCUGCAGCAAUAGCCAUGCGAUGGCAGACAGCAGUGUGCUUGCAUGCACGGCCUGCAGUGAUGAUCGCGGUAUGCAGGUGAUGCAGUGGAUCGCAUUCCUGUCGCAGCGCGCCUUCCUGUUCGGACUUGCGGCCAUGAGUGUUCUCAGGGCCACGCGGGCUGGUGAAUUGGCACACAGCGGCAUCUACCUGAACCAGCUGAUGGCUUUCAGCACGAUCUGCAACACGAUCCUUGAAGCGGUUUUGAACACCAAGACGGCGAAGGACAUGAAAAGCGAAGCCGUGAACUUCUUCUUCGAUGCCACUGUGACCAUGGCUGAGACGGGUUCCGGACAAGGAUCCCCACUCAACACCUCCUCGCAGUGCCUUUUGUCCUACGUCGGCCUCGGCAAGACACUGUUGGGUGCUCACCUGCUGGAUGUCGUUGUGGCAGUGGUGCUCGUUGCCUUGCUAUCAUUGAGGGAUUCUCGCGCAGCCCUGGUUGCAGGCCUGAAUUGCUUUCAGCCGACAAUCGUUGCCGACUUCGGCAAGUACAUGGUCUGCUACCGCGUGCUGCGAGACGGCGGCUCUGGCCUGCAGGGCCGCCUCUUUCCUUUCCUUCCCGGAGAUUCGGGGCUGACUGGUGUCUUGCAGGUGGGCGGGGGCCUCCUCUUGUUCAUGACCGCCUGUGUCUGCACAUGGCUCAACCUCUCCAGAUCCGCGGAGGAGCCUCUACCCAGCCAUGUGGUCUUCCUGACCAGCAAGUACCGUCCGGAGUUCUCGCUCUUCGAAACAGAGCGGUUGGUCAGGAAGACGCUUUUCACCUUUAUCGGAGCGCUGCUUCCCAUUGCCUCCUCGCCGGCCUUGCGGAUGGGAGGCCUAGGCAUCGUGGUUUUGACCUCGCUGUCGCUGUACCACCACUACCAUCCCUACCAGAUGUCCGAGUGGAACCGGAUGGAGAUCAACCUGCUUUCCACGGCGAUGUUCAUGAUCAUCGGCGUCUCAACCCUGCUUGCAAACGAGCUCCACUGGGGGCAUUCUGUGCAGACUCAGCGGCUGAUCAUCGUCGCGACUGCAGUGAUCGCAGCAGGGGCCAGUGCAUUCAUGUCUUUUCGCGUGAUUCAAGAGCUCGUCCGGGAGCGAAGGCCAUCAUCCAAGUGA
Symbiodinium sp. CCMP2592 is the source of this 2829-nucleotide messenger RNA. Lineage: Eukaryota; Dinophyceae; Suessiales; Symbiodiniaceae. The record is from the annotation of a GenBank genome assembly.